Messenger RNA from Ostrinia nubilalis (European corn borer), 1751 nucleotides. RefSeq names its product putative leucine-rich repeat-containing protein DDB_G0290503. The transcript is spliced from 10 exons. The record is from RefSeq and is a predicted model, not a curated record. NCBI's taxonomy places the organism in Eukaryota, Metazoa, Arthropoda, Insecta, Lepidoptera, Crambidae. The coding region runs from base 465 to 1751 and encodes 428 amino acids.
UUUAGUAUUGUUUAUUUGUCAGACAUUUUAUGAAAUGGAUGGUCUUACAGUUUGAAUGCAACAUGGUGCAAUAUUGCGAUGUCCAAAGCCAUAAUCUGUGCAUCAGAUGUCACCUUGCUUGCUAAACCAAAAUAGACUUUAACGGUCACUAAAUAGCGUCUCAAAUGUUUCAUUUAUAUAGUUCGUAAUUUAAAUACAAUGACAGCUGACUGAUUCAUGUUGUUGACAGUUUUGUGAAAAUAGUUGCUAUGGCGGCAUUUUCGUUUUUCCUGUAAUAUUUUCCAGUUAAUGUGAUAUUCCACAAUUAAAGCUAUUCUAGAUGAAGUUAAAAUUAAGAAUUCGUCGAUAAAAAUCCAUGACAAUGAAGAAAUUUCGUGAUGGAAACUUAAUUCUUCGCUAAAUUUUUAUGGCAUCAAAAGUUUAUCUUCCGUUUUGUUUUGGUUGAUAAAACCAUCUAUUGAAUAAUGAAUGGUCUAAAAAAAGAGGGAUUUAAGCGUGAUAUGUGUAAAAGUCACUCUGCCCGGUCAGAUCGAGAGUUAUACAGAGUAUGCCCGUCUAAGCUAAGUAAGAAAGAACUGGAGGAUCUCUACUUCACUCUGUUGGAGAACAACUUGGAACUAAAGCGAACAGUCACCGGGCAGCAAGAGCAGAUCAAAGUAUUGUCUACUCGAGUGCAGAGAAUGACCGCUGCCAACAAGAACAAUGUGGCCAAAGAAAAAGACUGUUGUACUUACACAAAGUCAAUGGUCAACGAACAGAAAGAAUCGAUAGCAGACCUGAAAAGAGCAAAUGAAAGAUUAUCCGAGAGGAUUCGUGUGCUGAACAUGAGGCUGUGCUCGGCCAAACAGUUCCUCCGCCGAAGCCCUGCCACCUCUGUCUCUCGUUGUACUAAGUGCUCUGCGCCACCAGCAUCUCUGAAAAAUUCAUCUGUGAGUGUAUUAAAUGCAAGGAUAAGUGACAGCAAUGUGAAAACAGCAGUAUCCACCCGUUUUGUUGAUAAGGAUCCUUUGUUAUCAACGAGGACGGUGGAGACUGAAACUGAAGAACCAGAAAAAGAGAACCCUGAGACGUUAUGUAAUGAGAAUAGAUGUCGAAGUCUUAUGGAAGAGUUGAAACAAAAAAUCGUCGAUUUACAAGAGGAACUCUCCAAGACUCACAACGAGUAUUCCACCCGCAUCGGCCGCCUCGAAGAUGAAGUGUCCGAACUGCGAGCGGCGAAUGAUCGCGAGCGAACACAGCGCGCCGCGAGCGACCACGAACUUAAGGCACGCGCGCAACAAGCUGAGCAGCUCGCGAGCCGGCUGAGGGACGCUGAAGCUAAGUGCGGCGAAGUGUCAACGGAGCUGUCGAUCGAGAAGAGAAAGGUGGCAGAAUUAGAAACACGCGUGCGUGCCGCCGACCGCGCCGCCGCCGUCUCCAAGACGCUGCAGGACCACCUCAACAGCUCCAGUCAAAUGAAGAAUGAAAUCGAAAAUGAAGAAACGGAGCCAAGAGGUUCGCCUUUCUACACUCCGCGAUGGGAGUCUUCACCUCGGCUAGAAGUGCCUCAGUUAGAAGUGCCCCAGCUAGAAGUGCCCAGUGAGACGGCCGGCCAGCCUUCGGAAGCGACUGACAAGCCUUCAGACAAGGACCAGUCCACGGAGAAGGCGGACCAGCACCGUCUGUCCAAGCUGUCCAACGAUUCGGGGUACAUCGACGCCUAUAAGAACCCUGUUGCGGCGGAUCAGAAGGUAUUUAUUUGCUUUUCAUAA